Molecule: messenger RNA, 555 nt
Organism: Penicillium soppii
Lineage: Eukaryota; Fungi; Ascomycota; Eurotiomycetes; Eurotiales; Aspergillaceae
Exons: 2
Coding region: 1-555 (184 amino acids)
Source: RefSeq, a predicted model, not a curated record
AUGAUGCUACCAAUCCAAAAAUAUUAUCCAAAACUCAGGUAUAUUCGUCUUCAAUCAGCUCAGCCCUUGAGCUGUUUACCAACCGCCGUGCUAUAUAAACUGUUAGCGAAAUGGACAUUCAACUCCUUUGAGGUGUACAUACUCCGCCCUGAGGUCCACCAGGUCCGCCGUGUCCUCCUGGUCCGCCCUGGUGACCACCGCCUUGGUGACCACCGGGACCGCCAAAGCCUCCAGGACCACCCUGGUGUCCGCCAGGGCCGCCCUGAGGGCCACCGAAUCCUUGCUGGCCGCCAGGACCGCCGAAUCCGGGACCGCCUUGGCCACCAUGUUGGGGGGGACCGCCUUGGGGACCGCCGAAGCCGGGGCCGCCAGGACCGCCAGGGCCGCCCUGGUUACCCUGGGGAGGGCCCUGGUGGCCGUGGUUCUCAUGCUGCUUAUCGUGAUGAUGGUGGAAGAGACCCAUGGUUGAUGGAUAAGAGAUGUGAAGAGGUGGUAAGAUUCUUAGAUUGGGAUAAUGUCAUCACUUACGACUUCCCGAAGCAAAGGGUGGAGUAG